UGCGCGAUCCUGUCAAAUUUAGUUUCCUUUCCCUCGAUCCCCGGGUGCUCCGAUCCCGACAUGACUCGUGGAGCGUUUCACGGAGGUGCAUCCGAUUCUCCACAUCGCGAACGCCUAGAAAGAGAUGACCCAACACCCGUCCCAUGUCGCGACGCGUUGGCGGCCAGUGUUCUGCUCCAACUCGUUUUCUCCAGCUCUGUCACCGAGUCUGUUAGUAACAGCCGACGUACAGGCCCUGGCUCGUCUCGCAAUCGCUCUCCGCCAUCAGCCGCACCACAAAGUUUCCGGAAGCCAUCUGCAGCCACAUUUGCUGAUCUGCUUGAUGUGCAAGACAGAAAAUACCCCAUGGUCUCUCUGCAUCUGCUCCAGUGCUGAAUUCCAGCUCACCAAUCUUGAUGGUAUUCCAAAAUCUUGGCGCUUCACGUCUCCUUGUUCAUUGAAAACAUCCAACGCAGCCAUCGACACAAUUCGGAUUUCGCUACUUUACUGGCCGGAAUGACUUUGCCUAGCGAAGGCGACGCCGACCGCGGCGGUCUAAUGAUCAAAUUUUUGUGGAGCUUCGGGGGGAUUGCAGGUGUUAUCCUGGCAACAGGCUUGUACGCAAAGAUCCGCCUGCUCCGUCACCUCCGUUCUACGGACUACAUGGUAAUAAUGGCAUACAUCUGCGCCAUAAUCCAGAAUGCACUACUGACCGAAGCGUGCCGCUGGGGAUUGGGAAGACACUCGCGAUAUCUCGACCGCGCGGAAAAAUACCAAACGAUGAAAUUCAUCUUUCUUUGUCAAGGAUGGGGCGUCGCAAGUCCCAUGUUCGGGCGCAUAUCCAUUUGCCUGCUGCUCUUGAACUUCGUGGUGUCGAAUCUAAGGCUGAAGUGGUUUCUGUGGUUUCUUGUCAUCACGCAAGCGGUGGUCAAUAUCCUAACCAUCGUGUUGAUAUAUGUUCAGUGCGGAUCCCACGUGUCGGCGCUUUGGGACCCGGAGGUGGAUGCGAAAUGUUGGAGCCCGCUCGUGCAAAGGAAUUUUGGGUUUUUCCAAUGUGCUUGGAAUUCAUUUACGGAUCUGGCCUUCACCGUCCUACCCACAAUCAUGCUACGAGGUAUCAAACUCCCGUGGGCGAAAAAAGUAGGAGUGAUAUUCCUCCUCAGCUUGAGCGUCAUUGCUCUGAUAGCUUCUAUCAUAAAGGGGUACUUGAUAAAGGAGCUCGGUGCGCGGGAUGACUUUACAUGGAAUUUCAUCACAUUCCAGCUAUGGGCCUCGGCCGAGAACUACAUCGUCAUCAUAUGCGCCAUUGGGCCCGCAUUGAGAGCACUCCUUAGAAGCGAGAAGCGCUCACCUACCGAUGAAAUCUACGAACUAGGCAGUGGAACUCGUUCCAGCCGUUUAGGUGCUAUGAUGGCGCAGAAAUGGUGGUCGGCUUCAGGCGCUUCGCACAGAGAGAAGCCGGGGGACGACAAUGGCUUGGCUAGGAAUCGACCAGGAGGGUCCAGCCAGGAAAAUAUUCUGCCAUUGUCGGAGCAUUGCAUUGUAAAGAGGACGGAUGUGGAUUUGAUAUAUGAAGUGGAAAAGUAGGCACCGUACCGGCUCCCAGACCGAGCACUUGGCCAGAUCGCUUGCCAGCCCCGGCGUCGUGAGCAUUAGGUCGAUUGCGGACAUCCACCCCGCAUCGCUUACGAACUUAUCCCUCUGGGAAGGAGAAGACUCUGUAGGGGCAGCUCCGCCAUGAAGUCGAUGAUCGGCGCACUCUCCUC
Molecule: messenger RNA, 1745 nt
Organism: Trematosphaeria pertusa
Lineage: Eukaryota; Fungi; Ascomycota; Dothideomycetes; Pleosporales; Trematosphaeriaceae
Exons: 5
Coding region: 496-1566 (356 amino acids)
Source: RefSeq, a predicted model, not a curated record